Molecule: messenger RNA, 1031 nt
Organism: Drosophila virilis
Lineage: Eukaryota; Metazoa; Arthropoda; Insecta; Diptera; Drosophilidae
Gene: Noa36
Product: zinc finger protein 330 homolog Noa36
Cellular component (GO): nucleus
Molecular function (GO): zinc ion binding
Source: RefSeq, a predicted model, not a curated record
CACUAGCUCUUUUUUUUCGAAUACGACACACAAGUCAAGAUGCCGAAAAAGAAAACCGGCCAGCGCAAAAAAGCAGAGAAGCAAAAGUUACGUUUGAAAGAGAUUAGGGGACGAGAGGUUCCUCUGGCUGAUCUGCCUUGCAAUGCACCGAUGGACUGCGACAAGUGUGAGAAAAAGCAAAAGUCUCGUGCCUUCUGCUAUUUCUGCCAAAGUGUGCAGCGUUUGCCCAUUUGUGCACAAUGUGGCAAGAUUAAGUGCAUGCUUAAGACGGGAGACUGUGUAAUCAAACAUCCCGGCGUGUACACGACUGGAUUUCCUGGCAUGGUCGGUGCCAUUUGCGACUUCUGCGAGGCUUGGGUGUGUCACGGGCGAAAAUGCCUAACCACGCACGCCUGCACCUGCCCGUUGCAGAACGCUGUGUGCCUAGAGUGCGAACGUGGUGUCUGGGAGCAUGGUGGACGCAUCUUUAAGUGCUCCUUUUGCGACGGUUUUCUGUGUGAAGACGACCAAUUUGAGCAUCAGGCCUCGUGCCAGGUGCUGGAGUCGGAAAACUAUAAAUGCCAAUCAUGCAAUCGUCUGGGUCAAUAUUCAUGCUUGCGCUGCAAGACGUGCUACUGCGAGGACCAUGUGCGCCGCAAGGGAUUCAAGUAUGAUAAGAACAAGGCUAUACCGUGCCCUAAGUGCAAUUAUGAAACGUCUGUGACAAAGGAUUUGAGCAUGUCCACGCGAUCCCAUAAAUUUGGCCGUCAACAACAAGGCAUGGGCAGUGACGACGAAGAGGGCUAUGGUGGCUAUUAUGGGGGCUAUGGGGCUAGUGGUAGCGCUGGCUAUACGUAUGGCGAUGACGACGAGGACGAUGGUGAUGACGAUGAGAGCGAAAGCGAUGAUGACGACGAGGAGGAGACAAGCGGCAGUGAAGCUGAAGCUGAAACCGCCAAAGCGGAAGAAAAAUCUGAAAAAUAAUUCUUUUGUUUUUUAAAUAGAUACAUUUACAAAUGUGUAUGUAAUAAAUUCAUGUACUCAGUAGAUAA